AGCGCUGUGGGGUGCGGGUGGCUCCGGGGUUCAGUGGUCCAGGCGCUCACGGAACCACGCACCUUCUCCCUGCAGAGCCGCUCCCGCGAUGGACAGCAGGAUCCCCUAUGACGAUUACCCUGUCGUCUUCCUGCCGGCCUACGAGAACCCGCCGGCCUGGAUCCCCCCCCACGAGAGAAUUUGCCAUCCUGACUACAAUAAUGAGUUGACCCAGUAUCUGCCUCGCACUAUUGUGCUGAAGAAGCCUCCUGGGGCUCAGCUGGGCUUCAACAUUCGAGGAGGAAAGGCCUCCCAGCUGGGGAUCUUCAUCUCCAAGGUGAUCCCUGACUCAGAUGCACACAGAGCAGGGCUGCAGGAGGGAGACCAGGUCCUGGCAGUUAAUGAUGUCGAUUUCCAGGACAUUGAGCACAGCAAGGCUGUCGAGAUCCUCAAGACUGCCCGUGAGAUCAUCAUGCGAGUGCGUUACUUCCCCUACAAUUACCAGAGGCAGAAAGAGAGAACUGUUCACUGUCCCUGAUAAGGUCCCCCUAAUAAUGGCUGCUCUGCCCUACAGUUCAUUGGGUCACAGCAAGAAGACUCUGCUCUCCUCAGCACUGGGGAGAUUUGACACUAAACUAGAUUUUCCUUCAAGUUUCAGCUUCGGGCAGAGGUGUGACUAUCCUGCUGGCUCUUUGGGUCUCAGCUCCCACAAGAUCCCAGCUCUGCUCUCUGUACUGAUGGACCCAAUCUCUUCCUGCUGUUUACACCAUAGAGUCAAGGAUGUGGCAGGACAGCGAGCUGGGCUCUAAGCUCCAGUUUUUGGCUCAGGCACUGCACUGCAGAGGUUGAUGGAGAAGUGGGGUAUGGAGGAUGCUGGGGAAUGAAGGGUGGCUUCUGUAGCCAGACUUGUAUCCAUGGAGUGAGUGUCUGUUCCAGUAUGUGAUUGCUUCUUUGAAAGGAGAUUCUUAUGGGGUGCUGCUCUUGCCCAUCUCAAUGAGGUGUGAGGCCAAAGAGGGUGGGUCUGUAUACAUGCACCAUGUCUAACUUAGAGCACAAGAUAAUGGGGCUGUGGUGCUGAUUCUAAGCUAAGCACAGAGCAGGCUUUUUCUUUCCAACAUGGUCUUAAUGUCUUUUGCCCUAUCCAUCAUGCACUGCAAAAUUGUAUGACACUAAUGAAGCAGCUACUGCUUGCUGUGUUGGAGGGAGAAAGUAGCUGGCAGAACCUGGCAAGGGCACAGCCAAGCUACUGUCUGCCAUUGCCAAGAUAGGUGCCUCUACAAUUCACCAUCCACUGGAGUUUCCUUUAGAAGUAGGCCCUGUACUUUGUUCACAGCACAGUAGCACUUGUGCUCUGGGGAGGUAAAAGGAAUAAGUGCUCUGUGUUAAGAGAACUGGGAGGUGGGGGGUAGAAAUUACUGCAUAGGAGAUGGACUCUGCCUUGUUCUCAUUGUCCAGUGGCCACUUGCUGCAGCCUGACACUACCAUCUUCUCGAAUUCUAGAAGAUGAGUAAAGUGUUCAGCCCCUUUUAUGGGCAUGGCUAGAUAUCUUCCUCCACCUCCCACUGCUCCUUUCUAGGGCAAUGGAUUGGUUGGGAUCCAGGGAAGAGAGAGGAGGUAACUUCAGUGAACUUUGUCUGUCCAGCCGUUUUCCUGGAUUUUAAGAUUAGGGCAUAUGCUUGUAUCCCAUCAUGACUUCGGUGGGGGUGGGGGCGGUGGCAAGUAAUUCUUAGGACUUGUUUCCAAAUCAUGCUUGCUGUGGUCUAGCACCAAACACACAGUUGUUCUGCUAGGUUCUUUGUGUGGCACUACUGCUUCCAUUGUUAAGCAUUUCCUGCUGAUGAUGUGGAUAUUAUCUACUGAGGACAUCCAUCAUUCUGCACUAUCACACCAUUUGUCCCUUUACUAUUCUCUCCUGUUAAGAUUCCCAGCCAGCUGUAAAGGGGGAGGUACCUGCACUCAUCCAUCCCUCACAUUCCAUCUAUGUAAGCAAGUCACAUUACCUACUACUGAAUUAACUGGAUGGUGGCUGUUUAUGAAGCAAAAGAGAACCCACCAUACCCUAUGUGUUUAUUGCAGUUCCUCUUAGCAGCUGACUUCUUGGUAGGAAGCACAGCAGUGAGGGGGUGUCAUUAUCCUGAAAGCUUCUUUGCUCUUGCCAAACAGGAUCUGGGGCUAGGUCUGCCUUCCUGGGUUGGGAUUUGUUCUAUCGCUUUGUAGGCACCUAAAAGUCUUAAUGAAAAUAAAGUUAGUUUUGAAGUCUG
Molecule: messenger RNA, 2240 nt
Organism: Gopherus flavomarginatus (Mexican gopher tortoise)
Lineage: Eukaryota; Metazoa; Chordata; Testudines; Testudinidae
Gene: PDZD11
Product: PDZ domain containing 11
Exons: 6
Coding region: 89-517 (142 amino acids)
Biological process (GO): maintenance of epithelial cell apical/basal polarity; protein localization to basolateral plasma membrane; neurotransmitter secretion
Cellular component (GO): synapse; cell-cell junction; basolateral plasma membrane
Molecular function (GO): protein binding
Source: RefSeq, a predicted model, not a curated record